This is a messenger RNA of Amoebophrya sp. A25, 1358 nucleotides long. NCBI's taxonomy places the organism in Eukaryota, Dinophyceae, Syndiniales, Amoebophryaceae. The record is from the annotation of a GenBank genome assembly.
CGCUGAGUCAGACUUUCUACCGAGUAUACAACCCCUGGCAGUGUCCCCUCUAUCUUUUCCAACUACGACGUCAGAGCUUCAUCUUCAAAGCAAGAACCACGGUAUAUCCGCCUCUACGCCCUCACCAAGACAACAUCAUGAACGUACCUUAUCACGUGUAUUGAAGAAGCCAUUCCGCGUUGCUGCGAAUCUGUUCGGUAGUCACGAGGUAUCGUCCGCACAGCCUCAUGUUUUGAGUGGUUCUUCUAGUGUGUCUGAGAAACUCCUCCUGUUGAUAGGACAACAUGCUACGAGGAACGAAUCUCAAGGGCGUAUCGAAGUAGGAAGUGAACAAGCGAAGCCCCGUGAGCAGGUGGCCGGUUCAUGUACAACUUGGAACAACUUUCAUCUACCACAAAGGGAUAGCUGCGCAGGAUUAGCAGACCAUACGUCUGGAGAACCUCCGCGCACUGUCUCUUCAGAUCUGCCUGUUUCUCAACCCCAUGGACUCCCUUCUGAAGGUACGACAGUAGAAGCUUGGCGUACGCGUGUGCUCAUCAAUGAUUCGAUGCUCAUCAGUAACUUUUCUACAAUAAACUACCAUUCCCAGCAGCAUCAACGAGAUCCAGCGACGUCACUAGCAGAACUUCUCCAGCUUCUCUAUAUGGGUCAACGGUUGGAGCUCUGCGCUGAAAAUUGGGACCCAUGUGAGGUGCCAAACGGUGCUUGUAUCCGAUCAUUCUGCGACACGACAGGGCAAUAUUCCGCGAGCAGCAGUACGUAUUCGAUGGAAGGAGGGAUAGCUAAGGGACUUCGACUUUGUUAGUAUCACACAUUUUUUUCAACGUCCCCUUCGCCUUCUUGCACAAAAACUCAGGGUAGUUGUGGUAUAUAAGCUCUUAUAACUCAUACUUCUGAACGCUCUGGAAUACAAUGUUCUACUAACAUAAAGAAUCUAGUAAUCUAUCGUAGGGUAGUACACGCCAUGAGCAAGUAUGUUCAAAGGCACUUGUUUCCGCUAAUCCCAAAUCCUGUGGUGCUGGGGGAGCCGGAUCUUUUUUCAGUCGGGGUAAGGCGGGAACAAGCGAGAGCAGAGAGUGGGAUAAUUUAAUGCAGCAAAUUGCUAACAAAACGCUGCCAAAGCAACAAUGGACGGAACUAAUGAAAGAAAAAGAAGUUCUCCACUCUGGCAGAUUGCGUGUUCUUAAGGCUCAAUAAUUGUCAAUUCAUUUCCCAGCGCAAUACAACUCAUUUCCACGACGUGUAAUUCUUUACUGUUUCCUUCUUAGGAUAUUGAAAGAAUGAGACUAAGAAAUGAGUUGUUUUGAGCUCCAAUAUUCAGACUUUGAGGCGGCACCGAUCUUGGCGGCAUCCGAUUC